GCUGGUAAAGAACGCAUACAUGCUUGAUUAUCUGACGGAAGCAAAUGAAAACAAAUUUUGUUGUCUUUGAGCAGACCGAUUUUGGACGCAAAAAAAGAAGAUGCCGUCCAUAAUGGCAGAUCUAAUGUCUCUUAUAGAUGUUCAUAUUCCUGAUGGCCAACAGUCAUUACAAGACAGUCAUUCAAAUUUGGAAAAAGUGGCUGAAUAUUGUGAAGCUAAUUAUUUCCAGGCAGAGAAUAAGCGUGGAGCUCUUGAAGAAACAAAAAAUUAUACCACUCAAUCUCUUGCUAGUGUUGCAUACCAAAUAAAUACUCUGGCAUAUAAUCUGUUACAUAUGUUGGACUUGCAAACUACUCAGUUGACAGAAAUGGAAUCUCAGAUUAAUCAUAUAUCACAAACUGUAAUGAUUCACAAAGAAAAGAUUGCCAGGCGAGAAAUUGGAAUUCUCACUACAAAUAAGAAUACAACACGACAACACAAGAUACUUGCUCCUGCCAAUCAAGAACGGCCAAUCAAAUACAUACGGAAACCAAUUGAUUAUACAGUUUUAGAUGAUAUUGGACAUGGAGUAAAGAGCACAAGUAAUACUCCUCGAUCAAAACGCACAUUAGCUCCAGUGCACCAAUCUGCAUUAAAUGGGAGCAGUGCUGGUCCUGCCCCAACUACCAAGCCUCCAACUCCACCACAGCCAGUGAGAGCUGGUGGUAGCUUAUCCCGUGGUACAAAAGAAUACAGAACUCCAGCUCCUCCUAUUGCACCUCCUCAAGUUCCAAGCAAUUAUGCUCCUAAUUUUCCAAUUGGACAUCCUCGAUCACAAGAAAUGAGAAGAGGUAGUGGGUAUUCAACAUUGCCAAUGGCAUUUUCCACACAGCAGUCACAAAGCUCAUUGCCCCCGCAACCACAGGUUGGGAUGGUUCAUCCUAUGACACAUGGCCAUCAUUCAAAUACUAUUGGACCAUCAUCUCCUAUUCCUCCACCACCAGAUAUGAACGACAAAUUACCAGAACCUCCUAUGCAUGUUUCCACAGAUUUUGCUCAUCCUGGGAAUAUUUCACCACCAUUACCUCCACCUCCUCCUGAUGAUGAUAACUUGUAUCAUGAGAACUAUAAUCCCCCAUCUCCACCAUAUCCACGUCGUCAUGGACACCCUGAUUGGGUACCUAAAAACUACUUAGAAAAAGUUGUGGCUAUAUAUGAUUACCAAGCAGAUAAAGAAGAUGAACUUUCUUUCUCUGAAAAUUCCAUUAUAUAUGUUAUUAAGAAAAAUGAUGAUGGUUGGUAUGAAGGCAUAAUGGAUGGAGUUACAGGUCUUUUCCCUGGAAAUUAUGUUGAACCAUGUAUGUAGAUUAAAUAUUCUUCCUUCUCAAGAAGAGAGAUGCUGUUUUGAAACUGAUUUAAGUAAAGAACAUCCAAGACAUUGUUAAAAACAUCUCUAAAGAAGUUUGUUUCAUAUGUAAUUUCUUUUAUCCAAGGUCAAAAUAUUUAAUCCUUAUGUUUCCUGCCUUUUUAUUAUUUAUAUUUGGAAUAAAGAUGAAGUAAUAUUCAUUAUAGCAUGGAAUAUUUCUAUAUGUGAUAGUUCUUUAUUGGAAAUAUAUUAGGAUUCUAUAAUAUCCUUUUUAUCUUUUUAUUCUUAUUUAUGAAAGAGAAGACUGAAUACAUUUUAAAUAAGAAAUUGUGUCAGUUUUAUAUGUUGCUUUUCUGUUGUGGUAUGUUACAUUUCAUAUUUUUAUACAAGUUUAUUUAUGUUUUCAUGUAGCAAAACCUUGACCAUUUAUGUAUAGUGAUUCUGUGUUUAAUAUGACUUGUAAAUAAAAUUAAUACUUGGUUUAAAAUGUGAAUUGUUUUGUUCAGCUACUAAUUGGCAAAUAAGUUUUUGAAUAUUUUUUUUUUUUUUAACUUUCCAUGUAAUUUUAUAUUCUGUAGAGAUUAAAUUACAAUAAUUGCCAGACAUUAUAAUUUAGAAGAUGGAGAAGACAUGGGUUAUAGCAUUGAAUGUUGUACAUAUUUGGAUUAGUCCAUGUAUCUUAAUCCACUUUGAAUUGCCAAAAGUUGAAAGAAAACAUAUCCAGUGGUAAAGAGCUCUCCACAAAAAUGUUUAAGAAACUAAGCAGUAUUUUGAAAAUGAUGGUUUGUAAAACGAUGAUGAUCCUUACACAUUUUUCUAACUUGAUAUUGAUAAUUUUUUUUCUGGUUAAUGCCAAAUUUAUUCCUCAUGAAAAAUAUAUACAUAUGUAAAUUUAGCAGAUCAUUAUAAAGUGUCUCUGAAAUGUGUUCAUGUAUAUUUCAUAAAAUCAUGUUUUUACUAAGAAAUCUGAAUUGAUUACUUAAAAUUCUUCAUUUUAUACAUGUCAAUAAUUUAGAAUUUGAAUAAUUUAUUGAGAAAUGCCACUAAAUAUCUUAACUUUACAUUAAAAAAAAACAUUUAUUUAUUGCUUCAUGUUUGAUGUUGCUGGUGUUAGAUUUUGAAUAUUUUAAAAUAUUUUGAUAUAAAACUUACUAUUAUUAAAAAAUUAAUAUUUUCCGAAAGUACAUCUCUAAAAAAAACUACAUUUUUUAAAAAAGGAACAAGAAAUUAAGUGUCAUUAGAUUGUGGCUACAUAUAUAAGUUUUUGUAAUAAUUAGUUAAAUGGUAUA
This is a messenger RNA of Argiope bruennichi, 2634 nucleotides long. RefSeq names its product abl interactor 2-like. The transcript has 7 exons. Bases 101 to 1345 code for a protein of 414 amino acids. Gene Ontology annotation, molecular function: SH3 domain binding. Lineage: Eukaryota; Metazoa; Arthropoda; Arachnida; Araneae; Araneidae. The record is from RefSeq and is a predicted model, not a curated record.